UAUAUAUAUUUAAAAAAUAAAACAGACACACAAACUAGUCCUCAUUUUUUUUUUCCUGGAGAAUGCUAGUCAUUAAUGCGCAUUCAUUGGAAAACAGACAAAAGAACAGGAGAUAUAAACAAAAUAAAAUAAAAACUCUCUCUCUCUCUCUCUCUCUUGUCUGUUUGUUAUCGGUUUUGUUUUUUUGGUUGGAUUUGCUUCCUCUGUCUAUUUCACUUCCUUUUCUGGGAAGCAACGGGGCUCUUUCUUACCUCUUCUCACCUUCAAGUCCACGUCUCUGUUUCUCCAACGCCCACUCUGAUUUGAAUCAAAAUCCCUCACAACAAGUAAGAUUACAUCGAAUCUGUAAAGUAAUGGCAUCUCCUGACUCAUGGAUGCGAGAAUUCAAUGAUGCUUCAAAGCUUGCUGAUGAAAUCAAUGGUAUGAUUUCUGGAAGGAGUUCAUUGCCACCCUCUGGACCCGAAACACAACGUCAUAUGUCUGCAACUCGAAGAAAGGUUACAAUACUAAGGACAAAGCUUGAGACUUUGCAGUCACUCUUGUCUAAACUUCCUAACAAGCAGUCAAUAACAGGGAAAGAAAUAAAUCGUCGUAAAGAUAUGCUCACAAAUUUGAGUUCUAAAGCUGAUCAAAUGGCUAUUGCUCUCAACAUGUCUAGCCUUGCUAAUAAACAGAACUUGCUUGGCCCUGAUAAGAAGAUGGAUGAUAUAAUGAGAAGAACGGAAGAUUUAGACAACCAUGGUCUUGUUAGCUUUCAACGGCAAAUCAUGAAGGAACAAGAUGAAGGACUUGGAAAAUUGGAGGAGACAGUUAUUAGUACAAAACACAUAGCGUUGGCAGUAAAUGAAGAGCUUGAUCUGCACACUAUGCUUCUGGUUGAGUCUUUUGCUGAUUUUCCAGUUUACAUUAUUAUGGUGUCUUUUAUGUCCAACCAGAGUUGCAAUGAAGACUUCUGCAGUUUUUUUAACUUGUCUUUCUUAAACAAUAUCCAGGAUAAUCUGGACCAGCAUGUGGACUCAACAAAUUCCAACCUACAGCGGGUGCAAAAGAAAUUUGCUGUGCUGAACAAACGCACCAAAGGCGGUUGUUCUUCUUUGAUCCUACUGGUUCUUGCGGUUGUGAUUUUAAUAAUUGUUACCUGGGCAUUGAUUAAGUACUUGUAACAUUACAUUACCAAUGAUCAACUUGCUAAUGGUGGAAUUUUCCAACCAGAAGUGAUAUACUAGGUUGCAAAGGCAUGUGUCAACAAGCUCCUCCUGCCUUUGGUUUAAAACUUGUAAAAAGUAAAAUGCAUAAAUGCACAGGGAUUGAGAGAUUAUCAAAGGCGUCCACAAUAUAUCUUGGAUUUGCUCUGUUUGAUUGAUUACCUA
Molecule: messenger RNA, 1370 nt
Organism: Prunus persica (peach)
Lineage: Eukaryota; Viridiplantae; Streptophyta; Magnoliopsida; Rosales; Rosaceae
Product: syntaxin-51
Exons: 5
Coding region: 63-1163 (366 amino acids)
Biological process (GO): intracellular protein transport; vesicle fusion
Cellular component (GO): SNARE complex; endomembrane system
Molecular function (GO): SNAP receptor activity; SNARE binding
Source: RefSeq, a predicted model, not a curated record